GCUACUAGAGCCGCUGCUAUAUUGAAUCGAUAAGGUAGCGUGUGAUAUGAAAAUGGUAAGGUAGGCAGGUAACCGUAACCGCCAAAACAUGAAACACGAAAUAGCAUUGCAUAUCAUGUCUACUCUGUGUCUCGUCUGUGUUUAAAUCAACUUUUGAGGUUAGCUGUCAAAGUAUAAUAAUGUUCAUCGUUACGAAAGAAAUUGACAGCGAAAAUAUUGGUAAAUUAUGCCGUACUUGUCUAAGAGAGGAUGGCGACAAAAUGGUUUGUUUGUUCGUGGGACCGGCUGAGUCGUCUCUCGCUGCUAAAUUGCGAUCUCUCUCCUGUCUCGAAGUAUGGCAGGGCGAUGGUCUUCCAGAAAAAAUGUGCGACCGUUGUGUAACCAGAGCGGAAUCUGCUCUAUUAUACAGGGAACAAUGUCGUGCAGCUGACAGAGCGUUAAGACAAGCAGUUUUAAAGGUUUCUGGUCUGGCUUCAUACGCAGCGGGUUACAAAUUAUAUCAACAAAAUCAGGGUUUCAUGCCUGUUCAAAAUUCCCAUAAGACUUUGAAAUGUAUAGAAUGUGGAGCAGUAUUUAUGACCUACCAAGAGCUCUGUGCCCACAACAGAUCACAUUUACCUUUUGUCCAAGACGAUAUACCUAUGCAACAUAUGCACAUAGUAGAAUCACAAAAUCCAUACUUCAAUCUUAACUUUGGUCACCUGAGCUCUAAUUUAACCAACGAGAGCAUUCAACACACGCAAUUGUCUCCAUUGAUUAGGUCAAACGUGAUGCAAAUGAUACCAACGAACGGGGAAAACCCUAGCCGAGCUGCUUGCGCGUUACAUUGUUCUUUGUGCAAUCGCACGUUCACCAAUAGAACACAAUUAAUAAGUCAUAGCAUCACCCACAACUCGGAAAGCAUAGAAGUGCCCUGCGAUAACGAGCAUAUAGAUAUCUGCGAGAAUUCAAAUCAAAUUCCUCAAAACUUGAGUUACGAGAGGUCGAUUAAUUCCGUCGGGAAUACUAUCCAAAACUUAUCUUAUCAUAGGUCAACGACGAACGAUAAUAACGAAAUACAAAACUUGGAAUUUCCAGAAAAUAUGGAUUUGGGAGACGAAGUUCGAGAGGGUAGCCCUCGUGUAAGAAACACAGCGAUGUCUGAUUCGGAUACAUAUAAUAUAGCUGUCUAUCGCGGUGUAAGAUUUGCGAAAAGUCUCGAACGUACGGACAACAGGGAGAGUAUCGAUAGAUAUCAAUCGUGCUCUUCGAAUCUUAAUUACAGCAAACAGCAGAUCGAGAGCGAACAUUCUGAAAAUGUGCAACAGCUACAGGCGAAAAAGUACAAAUGCGACGUAUGCUCCAAGUCGUUUUCUCAAAAAUCUAAAUUGUUGACACACCGAUUCUCGCACUCUGGUCAGCAACCUUUCAAGUGUCCCAAUUGCGUGAAAGGUUACUCAUCGAAGAGCAAACUAAACGCUCAUAUGCGAUUACACACGAAAACCAAUGUACACCCGUGUAAAAUGUGUGAUAAAAUAUUUGCAUAUCCUUCUUAUCUGCAGGAACAUUUAAAAACACACAGACGAAGCGGCAAUAGCAACGGGAGAAACGAGGAGAACAAAGCUUUCGAAUGCGUCAGCUGCAAGAAGAGAUUCCGUUUAUUGAAAAAUCUGAAAGCUCACGAACGACUUCACACAGGGAAAGGUCUGAUGCGAUGCGAAAUAUGCGACAAGACAUUCAGUCGAAAUUAUAAUUUAAAGAUUCACUUGAGAACGCAUAAAGCAGCCAAACCGCAUAAGUGCGAGUACUGUAACAAAUGUUUUGUUCAAAAAGGCAAUCUCGCCGAACAUAUGAGAAUUCACACGAAGGUAAAACCAUUCGAAUGUAAAGCGUGUGGAAAGCGCUUCUCGCAGUCAAGUCACUUGAAGAAUCAUGAAGCAUCCCAUACUACUGUUAGACAACAUCAGUGUCGAUUGUGCGGGAAACGAUUCAAACUUGCGAAUCAUUUGAAGAGACAUCUGAUCUUACACAAUGGUACAAAGUCAUAUAAAUGUCAUCAGUGUAAUCAGUUGUUCUCUCAAGCGUUUAGUCUCACGAGGCACUUGAAAAGGCACGAUUCGCAUACUUAACCGAUGUGUACACUUCUUUUUAUAUGUACAUAGAUACAUCAUCUUAAAAAUAUACAAUUCCAUGUAUAUAAGUAUUUUAUACUAUUUUCAAUGAUUAAUUUUCUCCAUUUUAAACGACUGAAGAUAUUUAAUAUUUGUACAUUCUGAAAGAGGUACAGGUAAACAUUGUAUUACGAUAGAUAAUAUUAGUAGAAAGUAAUUGAGAUACGAUUUUUCAUUGCGAGAUGUAGAUAUAUGUAUAAACUUAUUGCUUUUUUAAGCAAUGAAAAAAGCAAUGAAUAAAAUAUUAAUUUUUUAGAGAUUUAAAAAA
Messenger RNA from Bombus impatiens (common eastern bumble bee), 2418 nucleotides. Its product is annotated as zinc finger protein 600-like. The record is from RefSeq and is a predicted model, not a curated record. Gene Ontology annotation, biological process: regulation of transcription by RNA polymerase II. The coding region runs from base 180 to 2108 and encodes 642 amino acids. Gene Ontology annotation, cellular component: nucleus. The transcript is spliced from 3 exons. NCBI's taxonomy places the organism in Eukaryota, Metazoa, Arthropoda, Insecta, Hymenoptera, Apidae. Gene Ontology annotation, molecular function: DNA-binding transcription factor activity; zinc ion binding; RNA polymerase II cis-regulatory region sequence-specific DNA binding.